Petromyzon marinus (sea lamprey) is the source of this 7849-nucleotide messenger RNA. Its product is annotated as frizzled-3-like. Gene Ontology annotation, molecular function: Wnt receptor activity; Wnt-protein binding. The record is from RefSeq and is a predicted model, not a curated record. Gene Ontology annotation, cellular component: plasma membrane. Gene Ontology annotation, biological process: non-canonical Wnt signaling pathway; canonical Wnt signaling pathway. NCBI's taxonomy places the organism in Eukaryota, Metazoa, Chordata, Hyperoartia, Petromyzontiformes, Petromyzontidae.
CGGCUUAAUGCAUCUCAUCCAUUAAAUGUAUCAAAGGAGACUAGGAAGCCCAGUGCAGGUUAAAUCAGACCUUACUGUUACUACCCAACAAUUGGCACAUUAAGUUUAACGUUCUUAGAUUUUAUAAAUAUCCAGGUGCUCGGCACUGCUACCUUCACGUGUCACUGGAAAUUACUGACGUGUAACUUUAGCUUCCGAUUAAACGUAACCACUAUCGUUACCUUUUGUCGUGUGCUCAAGGUCGACAAUUGCGCAACUUCCCCCUAGCGGUUAACAUGGUCCUAUACACGUCUUGACAUUACGGAAUGGUUUUGGAGCACGCGAUUAUUCUGAUCAUGCGUUUCGUGUACUGUACAGGGUUGGUUCGCCAAUUAAGGAUUUUUUGCCGAUUUGUUUCGAAUGCAGUUUUACGUGAACACUUGCACCCGUACACCAGUACCACGUUGCAAUUAUCACAGUCCUAAGCCACCAAUCUUGAUGGUUGUAUCUUUCGAUGUUGACUAACGUCCACGAGUGUACUUGGGUUCUUUCGGUAAAGUCGCGUAGAUGGGGUAAAUAGAUCACGAGUGUGAAGUUGAGCCGUAUUCGCCGUCACCACCGCGACCAACAUUGUCACCAACGGACUCUUUAUAAUUCCCACUCAUCGCUACCAUCACCGUCAUUAAACCGCAGCGUUCGAUACUGCACGUCGUCAUCCGUCACAAAUCGGUGUAAUCGCCCCCAUCCACCAACAUCAACUGCAAAUCACAAGCGAUGACACGAGGCUUAAUCCAAUCGUCCCGUCGACCACCGCCACACGGUUGAGCCCCCCCCCCCCCCCCCCACGGUGACAAUAGCCCCGUCUCCUUCCCUGCAGGGGAGAGUCCAUUGGUCCCAAACCCACAGCGCGUAUUUCCGCUCAUCGCGCCUGUGAUUGGAGCUGGUUUCGGGGUGUGUGUCGAUGGUGACGGGCUGGGGGGUGGGUGGUGUUAGUCGGGAUGGGAGAGGUUAUGUGAGACGCACACACAGAAGGAAGCUCGCUCGCUCGGCGGGGAUGCAAUGCGCUCCGGAAAGAGACGGCAUUGACACUUCCUCGCAGUGGAGGUGAAGUCACGAGCUCGCCCGGUGACGGGGUGUGGCAAGCGAAGCAAUGACUCCAGCACGUCAAGCGAGCGGUGACGCGGAACUUCAACAGUGAUGCUGCCGAGAUCGACAACUUCCCCCCUAAACCUAAAACAUUCUCGCUCUGAACCUGGCCUAAAUCUUCAUCCUGAAACACUCUCCCCAUAAACCCGGCCUAAACUCUGACCCGAUCACAAUCUGCAAAAACCUUACCCCAAUCCUAACCGUAACUAUAACCCUUUUCUCCAAUCCGACUGACAUGAAUCACUAUUAUUCAGAGGACUAGCAGUCGAAAAAUAAUGUACUUUUUCAAUAUAUUUUUUGCGUGAUUUAUCGUGCAAUUAACGCAGUGAUGUAACGUUUACAACGGGUGUGUUUUCUUACGCACCUUUGGUACCCCCCCACCCUUCCAGGGGUAUGCUCGGGAAUCUGAGACAUUACGUAGGUGAUACGUUAGACUUAGAGAUUCAUUAAGGCCCCUGGGGGUUUUUAGCUGAGCACAAGUUUUAUACUUGGAGGAUUUGUAAACCUCGGCACACAAUUAUAUUUUUUAAUAAAUCUAUUUAUACGCAGCAUUAGCCGAGUGACAAGUUUAGAGGCUUAUUCUUGCACCGUGUCGUUAAAACAUGCGUGACGUUAUAACAUUUAAGCAUGAAAUACAUUUGUUGCAUUUCAAUAAUUAAUGCUUUAAAAUAAAUAGUCGAUCCAAUCCUAGCAACAAUUGUGUAAAAGUAUCAAAAUAAUACCUUUUUUAAAAAGAAAAUUUUAAUUAUUAAAUUCGCUGACGGGAACAGAAAAUUACAAGCUUUGGGUCAAACGCCCUUCUGCAGGAAAAUACACAGGCACUAUAUACGGACACACACACACCGACAGACCUGGACACAUACAAUAUGUACAUCUCACUUCAAUUUUAACACUUACAAUGCAGCUGUGCACCCUCUGGAUAUGCCACACAAUGUGAGGGCAUCUGAGUGUUGGUUUUUAAACCAUAGCACAAUACUUUUUUGGGGGGAAAAAAUAAACAUUUAAACUUAAUGCCUUACACAUUUGCGUGCCCAACGAUCAGUGGGACUUGCACACACACACACACGCAUGAGCUUCGCAACUUGACUCAGGUUAUAAAUUUUGUGUCGAUAAUAAAUCGGUCACCCCUGCCUUUUCCUGACCGGGCAGCACCUUCUCACCACUCUCAAAACCCAUAGCCCUCCAUUUCUUGUGCCCCGCCUGGAAACGCCACCGCGAUUGAAUGCCACGCACGCGUACACAUUAACGCGUGUGCACGCACGCGCACAUGACCACAACAUCGCGCCACUAUCGUCGAGGCUAAAACUGAAUCGACUCAACCAUGAGCGAAGGCAGCGACGUCCACCGCGUGCGGAGAGUGCGACCAUCGGCCCUGCUGGAGGUGUUGGCGAUGGUGUCGGUGAUGGUGGCGCCGGGCACAGAUGCACACAGCCUGUUCACCUGUGAGCCGGUGACCCUCCGCAUGUGCCAGGAUCUGCCGUACAACACCACCUUCAUGCCCAACAUGCUUGGACACUACGACCAGAUCGCGGCGGCCAAGGCCAUGGAGCCGUUCCACCCGCUCGUGAACCUCGAGUGCUCGCCGGAGCUGCGCCCGUUGCUGUGCGCCGCCUUCGCACCGCCGUGCGGGGGCGGCUCGGAGGGGGCGUCCCCCUGCCGACCGCUGUGCCGCCGCGUUCUUGCUCUCUGCUCGCGUCUCGCCGACGUCUUCGGCGUCGCGUGGCCCGACGAGAUGGACUGCGAGCGCUUCCCCGACUGCGACGGCGUCUUCCGCGACCCUUCCCACGGCGGCUCUGACGGCGACCGCCGGGGCUCGGGGCCCGGCGACCCUCGCCACGCGGCAGCCGGCGGCGGCGGCGGCGGCGGCGGCGCUCAGCCACGGGACUUCGGCUUCUGGUGCCCGCGGCAGCUGAGGGCGACGCGGGGCCUGGGCUACCGCUUCGCGGGCGUGCGGGACUGCGCUCCGCCGUGCCACCCGCACAUGUUCUUCGGGCGCGACGAGCUGGCGCUUGCCCGCUACUUCAUCGGCGCCAUGGCGGCCGUGUGCCUGUGCGCCACCCUCUUCGCCGUGCUCACGUUCCUCAUCGACGUGCGCCGCUUCCGCUACCCGGAGCGGCCCAUCGUCUUCUACUCGCUCUGCUACCUGGCCGUGGCGCUCUGCUACCUCGUUGGAUUCGUGGCGGGCAGCGGGGCGGCCGCGUGCAACCCCCCCGACGCGGCGCGUGGCACCGCGCCCACGGUCACGCAGGGCUCCCACCGCCGCGCCUGCACGCUCCUCUUCGCGCUGCUCUACUUCUUCACGCUGGCGGGGGCCGGCUGGUGGGUCGUGCUCACCGUCACGUGGUUCCUCGCCGCCGGCCUCAAGUGGGGCAGCGAGGCGAUCGCGGCGCGCGCCCCGCUCUUCCACGGCCUCGCCUGGGGCCUGCCCGGCGCCCAGACCACCCUGCUGCUGGCGCUGGGCGCGGCCGAGGGCGACCCGGUGAGCGGCGUCUGCUUCGUGGGCGUCUACGACACGGCGGCGCUGCGCUGGUACCUGCUGGCGCCGCUCGGCCUGUGCGUGGCCGCGGGGCUCGGCCUGCUGCUCGCCGGCUUCGUGUCGGUGAACCGCGUGCGCCUCGUCAUCCAGCACGACGCGCGCAACCAGGAGAAGCUCGUCAAGUUCAUGAUCCGCGUGGGCGUGUUCAGCGCCCUCUACCUGCUGCCGCUCGUCGCGCUGCUCGGCUGCUACCUGUACGAGCAGGCGAACCGCGGCGGGUGGGAGCUCGGAUGGCUGCACCGCCACUGCCAGCACUACCACAUCCCCUGCCCCGCGGUGGCGGAUGAGCCGGGCCGCCCGGACCUGACGCUGGUCCUCGUGCGCUACCUCAUGACGCUGCUCGUGGGCAUCCCGUCCGUCUUCUGGGUCGGCAGCCGCAAGACGUGCUCCGAGUGGGCGAGUUUCUUCCACCGGCGCGGCAAGCGCGACACGACGAGCGACUCCCAGCAGAUCCUGGAGGAUGUUCGCUCGCAAACGCAGGGCCAGGCGCCCGCCACCGCCGCCGGCACAACGCCGGCCCCGGCGCGCGACCCCAAGACGCCCGUGGUGCGCAAGUCCCGCGGGACGUCCACGCAGGGGGGCGGAGGAGGGGGAGCGUCCGUGGCCGGGUCGCUCCAUGCCCCCACCGACGCCGGCAGCGUCCCCAGCCGCGUGGGCAGCAGCUACCACGGCAGCCUGCACCGCUCGCACGACGGACGCCGAACGCCGGGCAGCGCCCGUGUCGCGGACGAGCGCCUCGUCUACUGCAGCCUCCCGCGAAUGCGCGGCGGCGACGGCGCCGCUCCGGGACAGCCGCCGCACUCGCGCCACGACAGCCUCAACCGCCUCAACGGCAACUCGCGAAUCGCGCGGGCGCAAGGCGGCGGCGGCGGCACGAGCAUCGAUCGGGCCGCGAGCCCUCGCUCGCGCCAGGGCUCGCGGUGCGGGAGUCUCGCCCAGCUCUCGGCGCAGUCGAGGCACGGCAGCCUGGUGCAGCUGGCGCCGCACUCGCGCCAGGGAAGCCUGGCGCAGCUGACGUCCCACUCGAGGCAGGGCAGCCUGGUGCAGCUCGCCCCGCACUCGCGCCAGGGCAGCCUGGCCCAGCUGACGUCGCAUUCGAGGCAGGGCAGCCUGGCCCAGCUGACGUCCCACUCGCGCCAGGGCAGCCUGGCCCAGCUGACGUCCCACUCGAGGCAGGGCAGCCUGGUGCAGCUGACGUCGCAUUCGAGGCAGGGCAGCCUGGCCCAGCUGACGUCCCACUCGCGCCAGGGCAGCCUGGUGCAGCUGGCGUCCCACUCGCGCCAGGGCGGCCUCCGAGACGAGAGCGUGGGCGCGCAGCCGCUGAGUCGUGGGAACAGCAUGGACUGUGUGCUGGAGGAGGACUGCACGAGCGCGUGAGGGCGCGGGGACGCCGAGGCGACGCCACGCGUGCGGGAGCACGUGCGCAUGUACACACGCACACGCACGCACGCGCACGCACGCAGCAACAACAACAGCAGCCGCCAUUCACGACACAUGUGCAAAGACAAAACAAAGACAAUGACCCCCCCCCCCCCCCCGUGUAACCUUUAGCAGGCUGUUGCGGCAAGCGCCGUUAGCAAGUACUAUGAAGGCCGGCACGGCACACGAGGGGGUGGGUGGCCAGCACACCGCUCCAGGUAUUAGUUUGAGGCUGAGUCGACCGAGGAGAGGCCCAUGACCGGUUCAGAUAUUCAUCACUGUUGCUGGUUGUGAGCGGGAAUCGAACUUGGGUCAGAGUUUCGAUAGCGCAGUGCGUUAACCACAUUUCUGCUCCCCAUUUGCACACACACGUGCGCACAAAUACACGCAUGCCCACGUAUGCACGCAUAAAUCUGCGUAGCAAUAUCAACCCUCUGAUGUCAACCCACGUGUCCACCCUGGCACAAGCCUUCCCAUUCCUAGCAUCUGGGCAAUCUUCUGGAGUCACAAGGGUCAGUGACCAUACUCCGUAUCUCCUCCACUCACCAGGCUCUAUGUUCAUGCAAGGUUCCUCAUUACUGUUAUGGAUCCUUUGAAAGCCUGUAGGUCCUGGAUCAAAUGUAAGUCUUUGGGUCUGGAGCAAUUAACCCACUCUAGAUGUGAUGAAUCGUUAUUCGUCUGAUUUGAGAUUCCGUUCGAGAAUCAACUCUUUUUUUUUAAUGGCAUUGUGGUGCAUGUAGCGCCUCUAGUGGCUGUAGGCUUCAUCUUAACCAAUUACAGCACAAUAACAAUGUCCAACCCCUUGUCUGCCCACUCAUGUUCUGUUGAUCAUGGGGGCUAUUUGACCAUACUUCACUACCCUGGUAACGGGGGGAGGAGAGGGGGACAGAGAGGCCACGGCGGAGUGUGCAGGACCAGUUCAGGUAUCACUCGACACGGUUAACCGUGGCAGGGAAUCGAACUCGGUUUAUUCGCAGGUCCAAAGCGAUCGAUUCUCGCACGCAUGGCUCGAUGCGUGCGUUGUGAGUGUGAGAAUCGGUACACGGCUGCUGUGUGGUGUCACAAUACUGGCCUGGGCCUCCCCUAUGUCGACUUGGGCUUUAAAUGAGUACCUGGUGUGGUGUACGUGUGUGAGCAUCAGUAUAGGGAAGACAAAGGUGGGCGAGCGUGCAUGGCGCUGGCCACGCUGGGAUGAAAACCCUCGCGUGCAAAGUGGCCACAUGCUCGUCGCAGUUUUUUUUUUCUGUCCAGAGCACAGCGGUGAGAAACUUCGUAUUCCUGUGGGUGGAUUCAGUCAAUUAAAUAAGCACAACUAUUGCUGCCAACCUGCCCAGCACCGAGUGGUGCAGGUGAUCAUUAUUAUUGACCGGCGUCGUCCUCGUCACCACCUCGCCGGUGUUCACGUUGGCAAAUUCCCGCAGGGCCCAUGGAGAAUGCAGAGAGAUAUCUGGGGCGGGGCGCGCAUUGUGGGAUCGUGACGUUGACAACGACGAUGAUGCGAAAGUAACAAUGGUGUAUGACGACGAUGUUUAUGGACAUUCGUUUAACCACAAUUCACAAUGCGACUGUGGCUGAGCAGUUAUGAUUCAGAGGAUGACUGCGAUAGACUGCAGGGCAUGGCGGUGCACUUUGGAGGUAACGGUUGGUGGAUAGUGUACGGUCGUGAAAUUCCCAGUCGCUUAGAACUGCACGUUGGCCAGGAGAUGGCAAGUACAGCAAGUGGGUUUGUGAACCCAUCUUUGCGGACGUUUCAGUGGUAUUCGAUCGUAUUGCGUGGCGGGUUUUCUCCGGGGCGCUCCCGUUUCUUCCCUCAAAGAAGCAAGAUGCUCCAGAAAUCGGCCAAACAUCACAACGCAGGGCCCCUCCACCUGAAGAAAGAGCCUUGAGAACCAGCGAGGUUAGCCUGGAUUCCGUGCAUGACAUCGCUAUCGAUUGUAUGAAACAAAGGGAAGAUUACCGUGUAGGAAUUUUGAAAACUCUCGUGAUGUUGACGUGAAUGUUUGUGUAUAGGCCUUGCGUGUCGUUAGGUCUGGUGCUGCAUUUAAACAAAGAGAGAAUUUCACGUUUUCAUCACUGGUAAAUUAUCGUGACGAUUAAGUUCGACGGCCAAAAGGGCCUUAAGGAGGAAGGAAAAAUUCUUUUGCCUACAGCAUCAACAGCAUUCGAUAAUGAGCCCCACACCCUGCUGGUGAGACCAAGAGAAGUCAGAGUUUGGCUGCUUAAACAAAUGCUGUUGGAAAACGUUGUUUUCUGAACGCCAAUGGGCAGAUAGAACUACAUGUAAUUUAUAUAUUUUUGUGGUGUUUAUUUAUUGUUUUAUUUCCCACAAUCCACCAGGGCAGCGCAUAAUGAUGUUUGCAUGAAGUAUUUGAUAAAUCGUUGACGGUUGAAGUUGACCAGAAAGGAAAAAAAUAUAUAUAACGUAAACUUGAGUUACUCUUGAAUUUCAAAACGCAGUUUACUGUGAAAGUGGAGGGCUAAGAAUGGUAAGUUACAAGUAGGGGGCAUGGUAAGGCACAAUUACGGAGUAUUUUAAGGCACAGUGGGCAUGGUAAAGCACAAUGAAUAACAGGGAUAUUAACACAAAACUUAAAAACUAUAAAAUACAUAUUUGAGUAUCUUACCAUCCAGGAUUUAUCCCAUGAAUGUUAAACUUUCGGGCACAGACUUACAGUAUAUUUAUCAUACGCUGUGUUGUGUACAGCUGUAGUGUUUAGGCUGAAGUAAUGUUGUAAUUCAUUUUAUGCCUGCAAUCGAUGCAAAACAAAA